Messenger RNA from Ceutorhynchus assimilis (cabbage seed weevil), 960 nucleotides. Lineage: Eukaryota; Metazoa; Arthropoda; Insecta; Coleoptera; Curculionidae. The record is from the annotation of a GenBank genome assembly.
AUGUCCGAAGGAGCCGCUAGUAAAAUAACCCCGACAUCCAAUCCAUUCCCGUUCACGCAUCACAGUUUGUUCGUUCCGCCGCACCAUCCUUUGAAAGUACUCACUUUUCCGCCUCCGCCACCAGGACCCAACGUGGAUCAGUCGCCGUUGUUUCAUCAUCCGCAGUUGCCGCCUCCGCCGGGACUGUUGCACGUGCUCAUGUCGGCGGAAAAAUGUCAGGAAUUAGUUUGGGGUACGAAAAUAUCCCAGCUCGAAUCGUCGGCUUCGGAAUCGAGCAGCGGAUUGAGUAUGUCCAGUCCUGGACUGCCUCUGGCUCAAUUGAGUCCUACUUUACCGCCACCUUUACCUUUGACACCUACUUGGGAAAUGUUACAGGAAACAACCGCUCGAUUGUUGUUCAUGGCGGUGCGAUGGGUUCGGUGCCUGGCACCAUUUCAAACUUUAAGCAAAAACGACCAGCUUUUGUUGCUGCAAGAAUCCUGGAAGGAAUUGUUUCUGUUGCACUUGGCCCAGUGGUCGGUGCCGUGGGACUUGUCGGCCGUUUUGGAUUGUAAUCAGGCCAGGGAACGAUUGCCGAACGACGUUCAUACCGCUACGGAAAUAAAAACUAUACAGGAAAUAAUGUGCAGGUUUCGUCAAAUAUCGCCGGACGGCAGCGAAUGCGGUUGCAUGAAGGCUAUAAUUUUGUUUACUCCUGAAACUUCCGGUCUGUGUGACGUUCAACCAGUCGAAAUGUUGCAAGAUCAAGCCCAAUGCAUCUUGGGAGAUUACGUCCGGAUGCGUUAUCCACGACAACCGACCAGAUUUGGCAGGCUCCUGUUGCUCGUGCCCAGCCUGAGAGCCAUCAGAUCGAUGACUGUCGAAUUGUUGUUUUUCAAGGAAACCAUCGGGGAAAUACCGAUAACUCAGCUACUAGGCGACAUGUAUUAUAUGGAAAAAUGCGCCACUGGAACACAAUAA